Myxocyprinus asiaticus (Chinese sucker) is the source of this 4654-nucleotide messenger RNA. It is a transcript of the gene foxo3a, whose product is annotated as forkhead box O3A. The transcript is spliced from 2 exons. Gene Ontology annotation, molecular function: RNA polymerase II cis-regulatory region sequence-specific DNA binding; DNA-binding transcription factor activity, RNA polymerase II-specific. Lineage: Eukaryota; Metazoa; Chordata; Actinopteri; Cypriniformes; Catostomidae. The record is from RefSeq and is a predicted model, not a curated record. Bases 757 to 2694 code for a protein of 645 amino acids. Gene Ontology annotation, biological process: regulation of transcription by RNA polymerase II. Gene Ontology annotation, cellular component: mitochondrial matrix; nucleus.
UGUAGUACCGGGGCUUCGGCAGUGCUGGAUCGUCCGGGAUGCGGGGCGGAACGUCCUGCUCCGACAUGGAACGGGAGUCAUGGAGGCUUAUCGGGGAAACCAAUCGCUCUGUUAGGACUCUUUUGUGUUCAUUUGCAGAGUAAAGGCUGUGGAGGUAUGGCUUGAUCAAAUGAGAAGCAUUUCACACCGAAUGCACGGACGCACAGUCUUUCUGAUCGCUUUAAAACAAAAUAUGACGAAGGCAAAUGCGUUUUGAAACAAUGUAACAAAUUCGCAGAGUGAUGUAAUGUUACAGUGUAGCAAAUUCGCAGCGCGAUGUCAUGAAACAAUGUAACAGAUUCCUAUCGUCCGCUGUGCUAUAUUCUUUGUCCUUCUAAACCACGGAAGCUUCUGCGGAUGAGUAGAUCUUCAUCAUUUUGUGUUGUAUUAUGUUCAAAAACGCAUUUUGUCAUAGUGAAGUUGUGUUAUAACCAUCAAACUUGUAUGUAGAGAAGUGGUGGACCCUUUAAACUAACCAAAAGGACGCGAGAUUCAUAUUCAAAUCUUGCAGAGAAUCGCUAUAGCGCUACAUAAUGCAUUUGAAUGCAUUUUUAAAUAUUCCUAUAAAUAAUCUAAUUAGAAAUUGUCCAAGUCAUGUCCCGCACUGAAAUGUGGACUCUAGGAUUGAUUCAUUAAUGGAAUGCAUGAAGGCGCUGCCGCUGUUGUGUUCAAAAGAGCCGUCCAUACAUCGUUCAUCUGAAAAGGAGUCGAGAAAAUAUGGCAGAGGCAUCUCUUGUGGAGAACCCCGUCGACAUAGACCCCGAUUUCGAGCCCCAGAAAAGGCCUAGGUCUUGCACAUGGCCUCUGCCCAGACCGGAGUCCGAUGCGGGCAAAGCCGAACCAGGAGAAGUGGGCAUCAUUCCAGAGGAAGAGGUGGAUGAAAAUGGCACUGAUGAAGCUUGUGCUUCUAGCAACAUUACUGAUACAUCAAAAGCUGCCAAUACAGAAUCAAAGCCACCGAGCAAUAGCACUGCUACCCCUGUCAUAGAAACCAAUGUUGCAAUCAAUGAUAAAGACAGUUAUGGGUCUCCAAUAUCUUCCCAACAAGUGCUGGCCGCUGCAUGCAGUGACUCCAGCGCCAAUGGCCUUGUUCCUCAACAGCCCAGAAAAUCUUCUGCCCGCAGGAACGCUUGGGGAAACUAUUCCUACGCAGAUCUCAUCACUCAAGCUAUUGAGAGCUCACCGGAGAAGAGGCUGACAUUGGCCCAGAUUUACGACUGGAUGGUCCGAAAUGUGCCAUACUUCAAGGACAAAGGUGACAGCAACAGCUCCGCGGGGUGGAAGAACUCGAUUCGACAUAACUUGUCACUCCAUAGUCGCUUCGUCCGGGUCCAGAAUGAAGGGACAGGAAAGAGUUCAUGGUGGAUGGUCAACCCAGAUGGUGGAAAAGGGGGCAAAGCCCCACGGAGGCGUGCUGUUUCCAUGGACAACAGUAAUAAGCUGAUCAAAAGCGCCCGUGGCCGUGCUGCAAAAAAGAAGGCCGCUCUACAGGCUACUCAGGACGGAAGCUCUGAGAGUUCCUCCAACUUGUCCAAAUGGACCGGGAGCCCGAUGUCCCGUAGCAGCGACGAGCUCGAUGCUUGGACAGAUUUCCGUUCCCGCACCAAUUCAAAUGCCAGCACCCUAAGUGGACGUCUUUCACCAAUCCUGGCCAACCUGGAGGUGGAUGAAGUUCCCGAUGAUGACUCUCAGCUGUCACCCAUGCUGUACUCUAGCCCUAGUAGUAUGUCUCCAUCUACCGGCCUGACUGAACUGCCCCGUCUGGCUGACCUCGCAGGAACCAUGAACCUCAACGACGGCCUCUCCGACAACCUAAUGGAUGACUUUCUUGACAACAUCAGCUUGACGGCUUCCCAAUCUCCAGGUGAAGAUGAGAGUGGGGGCAACCUACAAGGAAGCCCUGUGUUUACUUUCAGCUGCUCUGGAAGCAGUCUGGCAAUUCCGUCUGGCAGCUACAGUCCUAACUCCAUGUUCAGCCCACCGUCCAUCACUGGCUUGAGGCAGUCUCCAAUGCAAACGAUCCAGGAAAACAAACAGGCUACGUUCUCCUGCGGUUCCCUCUUUAGCGAGCAAAGUCUGCAGGAUUUGCUUAGCUCAGAGUCCCACAGUCACAUUGAUGUCCUUCUUACCCAGACUGACCCUCUGAUGUCUCAAGCCAGUGCCUCGCUCUCGUCUCAGAAUGCUCGUCGCAGUGCUCUGUUGCUGCGUAAUGACCCCAUGUUUUCCAACCAGGCUGGGCCUGGUGGACAAGCGGGACUCAAGAAGGCGUCGCCAUCCGGAUGGCGGAUGAACAGUGUAUCGAGCAGUGAAUCAGACUACCAAAGCUUGAUGAAGCAACAUCUCCAACAGUCUCCCUUCAUAAGCACAUCUGUGCAGCUCAACUCCUCAGAUUCGUUGUUGGUAGGUCUCAACGGCAGUGUGAACUCAGUUCACUCAGUGUCUCAGGAUCGAUUCCCAUCAGACUUGGAUCUCGAAGCGUUAAGUGGUAGUCUCGAUUGUGAUAUAGACGCCAUCACCCGCAAUGACCUAAUGGAUGCCGAAGGCCUGGAGUUCAGCUUUGAUUCACAUCUCUUCUCCUCUCAGAAUGCUAACCUGACUUCAGGGAGCUUCUCUGGGACCAAACGAACCUCCUCUCAAAGCUGGGUACCAGGUUGAUCAGGCCAGUCCCAGGAAUGUAGUGUCAGGGCAGAACACAACAUUUGAGCCAAUGUCCUCUGUAAAACAACUGUACAAUGUGCUGUAGAAAAGCUAUUUGACAUCCAUUGGAAUGAGUUUGAGUCAACUUCAGUGAUUUACCCAGUUGGUGGUGUUAUAGUUUUGUGGCUGUAUGUUUUGUAUUUUCAUGAUUGAGAUUUGUUUGAUGGACGGUUUGAAGAGUUUUAUCAAAAUUUAGCUUGAAUUGCUUGCAGUUUAAUCUAAUCACCAAGUAUUGAACUCAGCUGCUCAAGUGGAGUAUUGUAUUGUGAAGGUUGUCUAUAUAUGAAGUCUUGGCCAUCAGUACUUUCCUUGGUCUAUUUAGAAAAGAAAAAAAAAUUAAACCCACGCUCUAGAAACAGCACCAAUGCAAAUUAGGGCACCUGCACACUAGAGAAAGUGCUAAUGGACAGUUGACAGAUUGGAAUCAGAAAAUGUGUUUUGAGAGUGUGGAAAGAACAGGGUUAGUUUGGAAGCAAGUGGGAAAUACAGUGAAGUGCAUCUGGACCUGCCUCUGUGAAUUUUUUAUUCCUUGUUGCAGCAAAAGUUAAAAUUUUCUCAACCUUUUAUCACAUGACGGAGUGUCGCUUUCACAAAGCAGUACAUUUUUCUGAUGUCUUUGCAUUGCACAAUUCCCAUUGAAAUCAAAGGAUUUGCAGCGUUCUCUGAUGCAACAUAAACUCUAGUAUGUAGCCGCACUUAGUUUGUUGUAAUUAUUUGUAACUGUGAUCGAGAUUUCUUGUCAUCAAGUCGAAACAAACACUUGCCUUUUACCAAACUAGUCCUUAGGACAAUUACAUCGAAAUUGUGUUUUGUGAAAUCAGUGAUCAUAAUGUAACAUUGACUCAUUUUACGGAAAAAUGAAUUAUGAUAUGAUGAUAAGCUAAAUAUUUAGUGUUCUGCUGUAUGAAACUAGUUUAUCAGUGUUUAUUUCCUAACACAACCUUUGUGUGCAUUUGUCCUGCUCAGAGUUCUUGAGCACCUUCAUCACCUCUAAACCACAUUCACUUCCAACAUCAAAUAUUUUAGAACAGAUAAUGAGCUAUAGAUUAAUAUUACUGUUUGUACACACACACACACACACACACACACACACAGGGCCUCGUUAAGUAAACUUGAGCAGAAUGAAUGUCUUUAUGUUGUAAAACCAGACAAUUUACCACUAAAUUUACUUUACAAUUCGUAAAAUCAGUCUUGCGUGCAAUUUACGUAAAAAUAGUUUAAAAAAAAACAUUCUUUAGAUCAAAUUUAGCAUUCACCAUUUAUACAGAAAUUCGUAAAACCAUUUUUGCAUGCAACUAUUUAUGUAAAAAUAAUUUUACGCAUUUCUGUGUAAAUUGUUUGUAAAACCAUUCUCGUAAAAUUUUGCAUUCACAAUUUAUAAAGAAAUAAUAAUAAAAAAAAAAUGUUCUUGCAUAUGACUAUAUUCAUAAAAGUGGUUCUUUGUAAAUUGUCUGUAAAACCAUUAUUGGGUAAAAUUUCGCAUUUACAAUUUACAGUAUACAGGAUUCGAAAAACCAUUCAUAUAUGCAACAAUUUACAUGAAAAUGGUUUGAAAAACUUUUUUGCAUAAACCAUUCAUAAAGCUAUUCUUAAGUCAAUUGUCAUAUUCUAUGCCCAAGGUGUAAAUGGCUUGUACACAAACUGUACACUGUAGAUGUAUGUGCGUGUACAUUUUUCUUUUGUGACAGUUAACGUAAGAAUGGUUUAAGAAUUUUUGUGUUGUUUCAUGUAGAAGGCCCAUAGUGUAUGUGUACAAAUACUGAACACUGUAUAUGUGUGUGUAUAUACACAGAAAUAUUGGAUUCAUAUAUAUAUAUAUAUAUAUAUAUAUAUAUAUAUAUAUAUAUAUAUAUAUAUAUAUACACACACUCACACACACCGAUCAGCCACAACAUUAGAACCACCUGUCAAAAAUUGU